This is a messenger RNA of Ipomoea nil (Japanese morning glory), 829 nucleotides long. Its product is annotated as eukaryotic translation initiation factor 5A-1/2-like. The transcript has 5 exons. The record is from RefSeq and is a predicted model, not a curated record. Gene Ontology annotation, biological process: positive regulation of translational elongation; positive regulation of translational termination. Gene Ontology annotation, molecular function: RNA binding; translation elongation factor activity; ribosome binding. Lineage: Eukaryota; Viridiplantae; Streptophyta; Magnoliopsida; Solanales; Convolvulaceae. The coding region runs from base 119 to 598 and encodes 159 amino acids.
ACUAGUAUGUACUUGGGAUUAUCGUUGGAGUCAUCUCCGGAAAAGCCCUUUCUCUCUGCCACUUCCCCCAACAAAUCCCUCAAGCUUCUAGAGAGAGAAAGCUACUAAGCCACCAUCCAUGUCGGACGAGGAGCACCACUUCGAGUCGAAAGCGGAUGCCGGCGCCUCCAAGACCUACCCUCAGCAAGCUGGAACCAUCCGCAAGAAUGGCUACAUAGUCAUCAAAGGUCGCCCUUGCAAGGUUGUUGAAGUCUCCACCUCCAAAACUGGCAAGCACGGGCACGCAAAGUGUCACUUUGUGGCAAUUGACAUCUUCAAUGGGAAGAAGCUCGAGGAUAUUGUUCCUUCCUCUCACAAUUGUGAUGUGCCUCAUGUUAGUCGCACCGACUACCAGCUGAUUGACAUCUCUGAGGAUGGCUUUGUGUCUCUUCUCACUGAAAGCGGUGGCACCAAAGAUGAUCUGAGGCUUCCAACUGAUGAUGCUCUUCUUACUCAGAUUAAAGACGGGUUUAAUGAAGGAAAGGAUCUUAUUCUGUCGGUCAUGUCUGCAAUGGGUGAAGAGCAGAUUUGUGGACUGAAGGACAUCGGGAAGAACUAAUUAUGCAGUUUCAUUCCCAUUCCCAUCCAUCCCGCCUUUGCUAUAGUAAAACUUUUAUAAUUCCGAGGGAAAAACGUUGUUCGCUAAAUUUUAAAUUUGGCCUUUAAAGAUUCAGCUGAGAUGGCUGGAAGUUUGUAUGUUGGAAUUAGACAAGUUCCCCUAAUCCCUUGUAGGGUUCAUCUUGUUAUGGCAGCAGAUUUAAAGAUUAUUGUAACUCUCCAUAGUGUGUUA